ACGCCCCGCAACACCAGAGUCCUCACGCUGCGUUGAAUCUAGAUUGAGGUAUCUGGUCUUUUCUAAACGUCAAACUAUUCAAAAUGGUAGAAAAUACCACCACAAAAUCGGUUCACACGAUCGUCCUUGACGCCGGUCCCAUCCUUAAGAAUAACCCCCCGCUUUCUACCUUACUGUCAAGAUGCGAAGAACUCGUUACCACGCCCUCUGUUGUCGCUGAAAUCCGUGAUCCCGAUGCGCGCCAGCGACUUGAAACGAUGUACCUACCGUUCCUCAAACAACGCACCCCGUCUCCCAAAAGUUUCGCUGUGCUGAGCGAGUUCGCGAAAAAAACCGGCGACAGGGCCGUGCUGAGCAGGACCGAUAUCGAGGUCUUGGCUCUAGCAUAUGAGCUUGAGUGCGAAAGGAACGGUGGAGAUUGGCGACUGCGUAGCGUGCCCGGACAGAAGCGAGUGAACGGCAAACCUCCUGUGAAGCCGGUCGAACAGCAAGGGGGACAGCAACCCGAAGGUACUGCGACAACGGACGAGAUUGCUGAAGACCCCGCAGUGAAGGAGGUCACUGAAGACCUAAAGGCCACGACACUUGAGACCAAGGAGGACGAGUCUAACACUGAGCAUCCGAGGGGGGCGGAACCCGAAGCAGCAGAAGAUAAUCAGGCGGCUGAUUUGGCCGUUCAAGAUUCUCAAGAUGAAGAUGAGGCCGGAGAGGUGGAAGACGGAGCAGCCUCUGAGUCAGAUGGCGGCGAGUGGAUUACCCCGUCAAACCUGAAGAAGCGACAAGCCCGCGACGAAGUUGGCGACGCGACCGCCGCUUCUGAGGUCAAGGUAAUGCAAGUUGCUACAAUGACAACCGAUUUUGCGUGUCAAAACGUGCUGCUACAAAUGAACCUUAACCUCUUAUCCACAGCUACACUGCAAAGAAUUUCACACUUGAAGUCUUUCAUCAAACGCUGCCAUGCCUGCUUUUCUACGACUAAGGAUAUGAACAAACAGUUCUGCCCACGAUGUGGCGGAGAUACUCUCACGCGUGUAUCCUGCACAACCGAUUCUAGCGGGCAGUUCAAGAUGCAUUUGAAGAAAAACAUGCAGUGGAACAACAGAGGAAAUGUGUUUAGCGUUCCUAAGCCUGUCCAUGGCAGCGCCAGCGGGAAGUGGAAGGGUGGUGGUGGUAAAGGCGGCUGGGGCACAGAGCUGAUUUUCGCCGAAGAUCAAAAGGAGUAUGUCCGGGCCACCGCGGAACAAAGUCGGAAGCUUCGUCGGGAACGAGACCUGAUGGAUGAAGAUUACCUUCCGGGCAUCCUCACUGGGGAACGAAACAAGCAGACCGGUCGUAUUAGGGUUGGAGCCGGUAGGCAUGUCAACUCCAGGAAGCGGUGAUACUCUUCUUCCCUUUAAAUGCAUUAUGUGGAACGGAGUUUGGUGCACAAAAGUUAUGAUAGUCUCCGGGUAUAAUUAGGGUUAUAUUUAUGAUGUGAAUGACUCAUAGACUAUAUAGCCAGAAGCAAUGACAAUGUCUGUUUACGUA
Aspergillus nidulans FGSC A4 is the source of this 1527-nucleotide messenger RNA. Its product is annotated as rRNA-binding endoribonuclease. The transcript is spliced from 2 exons. Gene Ontology annotation, molecular function: RNA endonuclease activity. NCBI's taxonomy places the organism in Eukaryota, Fungi, Ascomycota, Eurotiomycetes, Eurotiales, Aspergillaceae. Gene Ontology annotation, cellular component: nucleolus; preribosome, small subunit precursor. The record is from RefSeq and is a predicted model, not a curated record. Gene Ontology annotation, biological process: ribosomal small subunit biogenesis; maturation of SSU-rRNA. The coding region runs from base 84 to 1379 and encodes 431 amino acids.